Didymodactylos carnosus is the source of this 342-nucleotide messenger RNA. Lineage: Eukaryota; Metazoa; Rotifera; Eurotatoria; Philodinida; Philodinidae. The record is from the annotation of a GenBank genome assembly.
AUGUUACUAAAAGGAACGUCACCGUUUGUAAAUAUUAUACGUUCAAAUUGUUAUCGUAGUUCAUUGACACGUUUUUCAAGAAGUGUUUAUAGCAGAUUAUAUCAGAAUUAUCUCGUGUUACCAGACGGAUCAACGAUUCGAAUACGGUAUAAUGAACCAAGACGGUUAAUUAAAUUGCCUGUUGAUAUAGCUAGUUUAUCUGAAAAAGAUCAAAAAAGUCGUUUAUUACGUCGUUCAGCAUCACAAAAAGAGAAAAUUGAAACAUCAAUUGAUACCUCCUAUGAUCCAUUAGCAUAUAUAAAUCAAUAUGCAACAACUUCAACAUCGAAAAAGACAACAUAG